AUGGCUUCGGAUUCAGCAGCUGCGGUCGCCGUUGAGGAUUUUAGUGUGAAUCCUGAUAUCUGGGAGGCCUGUGCGGGGAGAUCUGGGACGAUCCCGGCGGUGGGAACGUCGGUCUACUACUUCCCGCAGGGCCACGCAGAGCAGGCCUUGGGCGAAGUGGACUGGGAGUCGGAGGCCGAGGAUCUCUCUUUCUUUUUCUGUAGGGUGACCGGAGUCCAGCAUCUGGCAAGCCGGAGCAGCAACGAGGUUUUCGCCAAGAUUAGACUCGAACGGGAUUUUAUGUAUCCGAAGCCGUUCUCCUCCGCCGGAGGCGUCUCGUCUGAGGGCGUCGAACGGGAAGAGGAGAAACUGGUGUUCGUCGCGAAGGUACUGACGCCUAGCGACGCGAACAACGGCGGGGCCUUUUCGGUGCCGAGGCUCUGCGCGGACAGGGUCUUCCCGUCACUGGACUAUACCAAGGAUAAUCCCUCCCAGGCUCUGUUCGUUCGCGAUCUGGAAGGUAACGAGUUGAGAUUUCAGCACAUCUACAGGGGAACACCUCGCCGGCACCUCCUCACAACGUACUGGGCCGCUUUCGUCAACAACAAGAAGCUGAUAGCCGGCGACACCGUGAUAUUCAUCAAGGACAGGACCGGCCAAAUUUACGUGGGGCUGCGCCGAACUGAAAGAUCGGGAGCAAGCGCAGGUUUCCCACGAGGUCUUCCGAGAGCAGGCCCCUCAGUGAUGUUGGCGACCACCGGGGAAUGUUCUACCAGCGGACAACUGUUCUCGAGAAAUCGCAGGGGCAGGGUCACGCCUCAGUCUGUCCUCGAGGCCGUCCGUGCAGCAUCGAUGGGCCGUCCCUUCGAGGUCACAUAUUACCCGACCGGGGGUUUCCCGGAGUUCGUACUUAGAAGGAAUCAGGUUGAUCAAGCUCUUAACAAGCUGUGGUUCCCGGGGAUCAUGGUGAAAUCGCAGAUGGGGACAGAGGACUCCACCAGGAUGCCGUGUUUCCAGGGGGCCGUGACUGACAUCAUCACGCAUCCCCGUCCAUUCGUCCGUUCUCCGUGGCGCACGCUGGAGGUUCUACCUUUAAAUUCCUCUCUCUUUUCUUCACUUCCUAUUCGUAGACUCAUUUCUCAAAACCUCGGCGAGCUUUUCUUUUUGGUAUGGAUAUUCAUCUGGAUGGUAGCGCAUGCUCGUCCUCAUUUCUCCUACGGUCUAUCGUCUCUCCAAAUCAGGUCACCUGGGAUGAACAAGAUGGCCAACGCAACUCAAAAAUGGUGAACCCCUGGGAGAUGGAGAAGAUUCACGGCCCCCGCGAUCUCACUCGGCCUCCUAUCACGAAGUUCAGAGCGACGAUGAACAGUGAGCUGAACAAGUCCCCCGUGGUGGCGCCGGCGAGGAACCCCUCCGCGUCUCAGCAAGAUGUAUUUCCUGAUGAUGGCAUCCAGGGAGUCAGGCAUGAUCUCAUCUCAUCUGGUACUUCUGACUACCGACCUAAUGGGGAUCACCUCUCUGCUGCACCACCCGAGGGAGAAAGUUCAUUGGGGUCAUCACCGACUGGGAAUCAGACCGUCACUAUCCGGCUGAUGGGGAACGACAUCUGCGUAGAUGUCCCCACCCCCGUUGCUGAAGGCGGCCGGGAAUCAUCAUCGGAGAAGGAAGAAAAAUGUGCACACGAGAACAAACUCAUCCAUUUUUUUCCUCCCAACCCGAAGCAGGAGACGGAAGAGAAGGGCCAAAAGAACCUCUCUGGAGAGUCUUUUGCUUGA
Messenger RNA from Spirodela intermedia, 1754 nucleotides. The record is from the annotation of a GenBank genome assembly. NCBI's taxonomy places the organism in Eukaryota, Viridiplantae, Streptophyta, Magnoliopsida, Alismatales, Araceae.